This is a messenger RNA of Mizuhopecten yessoensis (Yesso scallop), 2890 nucleotides long. Its product is annotated as polycystic kidney disease protein 1-like 2. The coding region runs from base 65 to 2767 and encodes 900 amino acids. Gene Ontology annotation, cellular component: membrane. Gene Ontology annotation, molecular function: calcium ion binding; protein binding. The record is from RefSeq and is a predicted model, not a curated record. NCBI's taxonomy places the organism in Eukaryota, Metazoa, Mollusca, Bivalvia, Pectinida, Pectinidae. The transcript has 7 exons.
UGUGUAUGUGGUUGGAUUUGUGACAGGCUGGUGGAGAAGGGCAGGAACAACCUCCAAUGUUUUUAUGUGUCUCCAUGGCAGCAAAGGUUUCAGCUCUAAACACCUGUUGUCUGAUGGUAUUGUCCAGCACUUUCAAACUGGGGCCGAGGAUUGGUUUGUGCUGACCACACCACUCAGCCUUGGAGAAUUACAGAGUAUCGUGGUAUGGCACGACAACUCUGGUGAAAAUCCUGCAUGGUUUCUGAAACAGAUUGUGGUUCGAGACAACCAAACAGAUAAGAUAUGGCAUUUCUUGUACAAUGACUGGCUGGCUGUCGACCGAGGGAUUGGGCAGAUCAAGGUAGAAAUUCAGGCAUUGACCCCGGAGGACCUUGUACAAAACUCGCUCUAUCAGUUUGGUAUCCAGUCUAGUAAAGACCUACAGAACAACCACCUUUGGAUUAGUAUCAUCUCAUGUCCAGCCUACAGCCCCUUUACCCGUGUACAACGCCUGUCCUGUGCACUGUCCCUUCUCCUGAUGACCAUGUUGACCAGUCUCAUGUUCCAUGGGAUACCAACAGACGAUCCUGCUGACCAGUUGAAUUCUGGCGGCAUCACACUGUCUCUGUCCGACAUCAUCAUUGGAAUAGAGAGUGGUCUCAUCAUGUUCCCUAUUAACAUUAUCAUCAUGCAGUUGUUCACUAAACUAGAACCUAGACCUUCGGCUCUAGCCAGAGGGAAAAGUUCUCUGGCUGACUGUCCCAAGGAAGAGGACAAGUCCUUUGGACUUCAUACCAGUAAGAGCAAAGGCAAAAAAGAGCAGAAAAAGCCCUUCCGGUUUCCCUGGUGGGUGGUAUAUAUUGCGUGGACAUUGGUUCUGUCUGCCGCCUUGAUUUCUUCCUACUUUGUCAUGUUGUAUGGUCUGAUGUACGGCUACCAGAAGUCCAUUGAAUGGCUUGUGUCAUUCUUUACCGCAUUCUUCCAGAGUGCUUUAGUCACCCAGCCUCUCAAAGUGUUCAUGUUUGCAGUGCUCAUCGCCUUCAUAUUUAAGAAACCCGUUGAAUUUGAAGCUCUUACCCGGAGGGACAACUUGAAGCUUAACCAUGAUGAGGAUUAUUGCCAAACGGAACUGUUGAAGAGGCAGGGGAUAACGCUGUCCUCCGUAGAACCAGUGAAACUGGCAGUGCGCGCGGCCAUGCCUAGAAAGGCAUUACAAGCCAUCAGGGAGAGGCUCCAACUGGAGGAGCACAUCACUACCAUCCUUAGGGAGAUGAUCAUGUAUUUUACCUUUGUGGCUAUCGUGCUGUUCAUGGUGCAUGGCCAUCAGGAUGUGACCACCAACUACGGUGCCACUAAGACUACAGAAGACAUGUUUGUGCAUGGAACCUACACACGCGUCACUCUGAAACAGGUAAAGAAGGUUGAGGAUAUGUGGAAAUACCUACAAGAUACAGCUGUACCUAUGCUAUACAGCAACAACACGGGAAUGAUGGCUAAUGGUGUUGGCUACUUGAUAGGAACUGCAAGACUACGACAAAAACGCAUAGAAAAGGGUAUAACAUGUUACAGAGUUGACACUCGCUUGUAUGCUUCGCUCUUUCCUGACCAAGAUUGUGAAGUGCCAUUUUCAACUGGUGAUGAAGAAUGGCGCCCAUUUAAUGCAUCUUGGGCUUGGCCACUCCCUGAAGCAGCUAAAUUUCCAACCAAAGACAGUGCUUGGAAAUAUCGUUCAUCAUUGGAACUAAAAACGCUUCCUUUUGUCGGAAGGUUCGCUUCCUAUUCUGGGGGAGGUUAUGUCACGGAGCUGCCAGCAGGCAGUGACGCUGCACACACUGCACUCAAUGACCUCAGGUCCCAGCACUGGGUUGACCAGUACACUCGAGCAAUUUUCUUGGAGUUCACUUCCUACAACCCCAAUGUUGAUCUGUUCACAGUGGCCGUUAUCAUAUUUGAACUAUCAAACAUAGGGAAUAUCAUGCCUUAUUAUCAAUUUUUCUCCUCCAAGCUGAAUCAUUAUGACUCUGACCUCGGUAUUUUUGUGGCUGUAUGCGAGUCACUUUUUCUGGUGUACCUGAUAGGUUUCACUUAUUUCGAAGUGAAGAAGUUCACAAAAUUGCGGAAAACUGAGUACUUCUCCGACUCCUGGAAUUAUAUGGAAAUUAUGAUCAUUGUGCUUGGUUAUUGUACUCUUGGGUUAUUUUUUCAGAGACUUGUUUUAGUGGACAGUGUUCUGUCGGAAUAUAGGAAAAAUGGACCCAACAAAUUCACUAGUUUCUACACCGCCGUGUUUUGGGACUUCGUUUUGACAUAUAUCAUGGCCGUUUUAGUCAUGUUAGUAAUUCUGAAAGUUUUCAAAUUAUUCCGCUUCAACACUAAUACAACCGUCCUUAUGCAAACGUUGGGGAAUGCGAGAGGGAGUAUGUUGAAUUUUGCAUUUUUGUUUUUCACUUGCUUCAUGGCAUUCGCUCUCUUUGCACACCUGGUAUUCGGUUAUUGGAUUGUAGACUAUAAAGAUGUGGGAAGCAGUAUAAUAACCCUCAGUAACUUUCUACUCGGUGUUUCAGACUACAACAAACUCGAACAGGCUAACUCUGUACUUGGACCCGCCUUCUUUUUCGUGUUUGCUUUCCUCAUCCAGUACAUUCUGUUGUCUGUGUUUGUAGCCAUCAUUCUAGAGGCCCAGAGUCUCUCUCGAAAGGCAGGUAAGAAUGACAUUGCCCUCACAAAGUUUGUCUGUGAGCGGUUCCUGCUUAUGAUAGGAUUCCUUCAACGAUCGGAUUACAAGUGAUGUUGACUAUUUUAAUUUAUUCAAUUCAAAUGGUGUACAUUUGAACAAUUAUGUUUAAUGUUUGCAAUAAGAUUAAAUUGUUUUUGUUCCUCUUUUCUUUGUUAAUAAAAUUACUGAAUUAUC